Messenger RNA from Exophiala viscosa, 2397 nucleotides. RefSeq lists its product as uncharacterized. NCBI's taxonomy places the organism in Eukaryota, Fungi, Ascomycota, Eurotiomycetes, Chaetothyriales, Herpotrichiellaceae. The record is from RefSeq and is a predicted model, not a curated record. Bases 416 to 2317 code for a protein of 633 amino acids. The transcript is spliced from 2 exons.
AAGGACGGAGCUCGAAAGACAACAACCAUUUGCUAUGAAUCGACGAUCAUAGACAUUUUCUUCACCACUUAUCCACCUCCGUCGCCAACACCUGAACGCAAGCUGGUAGAGAGAGACUCUCAAUAUUGCGACAUGCGAUAGCUAUUCUCGAGGUACAUUCCCUUUACCAACUUCGCCCUCGCUGAGCUUUUCGCCAGCUGCCGUUCGUUUUGAAUCAGUCACUCAUUUUAUCCGCUCGAAGCCCUACAUUUGCUCACCGCGCCGUCGUUCGCCGAUAACGCACACCAUUACCACUGUCGAGAAACACUCUACCCAAAAAAAUCGUCUCUGCGAACCAUACGAACCGACCAAAGCGAAUUGAAAACUAGUCCAGUCCACCACAUUACUUGAUGUACACAUUGAUCACUCCGGGAAAAUGGAAAGACCUGCGAAAAGGGUGAAAAUAUUAAACCCAGAAAUACGAAACCCACGCGAUACUGGGUCCAGAAUGACGGAAGGUCUAUUUACUUCAGAAAUGGGUAUCCGAGGAGGCGACCCUGACACGCCUAUUAUCGCAAGUCGCACUCUCAGCCUGUCGGAUUUCCAAAGAAGAAACAUCUACGGUCAAUACGAAAGAGUUCCUCGACAUAUUCAUCCGCGGGGCAAAGCUGGAAUCUAUCUCCGACCAAGAGCACCCGAUGCCACGGUCACCGCCAGUGUGGUUGAGAUCAAUGUCAAUGAUGGGACCUCCACCUCAAAACUUACAGAAGUGACUGCUGGGACGUCUGCUACGGUUGUUGCAGUGUCUGCUGGAGCCUCCGCAUCCGUAUCGGUGACGUUAGCUGGGGUUUCAGGCACAAGCCCGGCAGCCAGUGGCAGUACAGCCGAAUCAUCCCAACAAACAAUCACCUCCGGUUCGCAGACCGCUUCAACUUCUGCAACCGGAAGCCAGACUACUGACGGCUCAGCCAUCACAACAAACACUGCGUCGAGUUCUGCCGGGCCCAUCAUCAGCGAAUCGUUCAGCAACAGCACCACAUCAUUUCGAGAAUCGAGCAGUACUUCAGCACAAAACACUGUCACGGUCACAGCCACGUCGACUUACGAAGUAUCCUUGCAAAAUGGCACUCUCUUUGUGGCAGAGUCUACCACCAACAGUGUCUUUACCACCACAAAUUCAAAUGGCCUCACAAUCACCGAGACGACAAGCGAUGGGGGUACGACGAGUACCUCUGCUACAUUCACAUUUGGCGAGCUCACAAGUACUCCCUCAGUCUACUCGGGGACCUCCCAGACAUCUGGUGUUUCCGCGACCUCUACAAGCGAGUCUUCAUCAGGCUCUGCGGAUCUGGGGGCUGCUGGCUCCACAACAGCAUCAUCUGGUGCAGCGGCUACGUCGAGUUCGGCCUCCGGUACUUCAGGCUCUGGAGGUGGAAGCAGCACGGGCUUGACUCCUACGCAACAACAAGUGGUGGGAGGAGUGGUUGGAGGCGUUGCUGGGAUCGCAAUCUUGCUGCUUAUUGUGCUUGUCAUCCUUCGAUGGUAUCGCCGUCGACUGAAAGCACGCGGUCAAUUGCCCGAGCAGAUUUCUGCAAGGGAGCUCACCACCGGCUCGAACCCUUCCUACGCCAUGUCCCAACGAUCCUCCAAUGUACCCUUUGCUGCUGUUUUUGCGAACAGCUUGAAGCGACUUCGACCAAACAGCAUUCAAACAACCGAAACCACGGCCACUGGUGGCACAGACCCCAGCAUGAGAGAGUCGGAACGUGGAUUUCGGCGGAUAGCUGGGAGGAAGAUCGCUCCGGUGCUGGGUAAUAAUGGUGAUCCUUACGGGGGGAACUAUGGCGCCUUCGAGAAAGACACUCAUGCUGGUCCCUCGGAUCCACUGCGCAACGCGGACAGAGGCCUUGCUGGGUCUACCUUCUAUCGUGAUAGCGCAGGCUUCUAUGGCGGCGCGGGUAGUCACUCGCCCACUUUCCCCUCUUCACCGACAACAGCAACGCGUGGAAUAAUGCCCGGAUCAAGUGCCAGAGACUUUGCCGAUGCACAACAGAACAGCAGUCAAGUGUCAUUGACCACACCUAGCCGGCCCGAUGGAUAUGCUGUGAUGCGGCCAAGUCCUGCUCGAACUCCGGUCACUCUCAGUCCCGCCGCCAGUUUUAUCAGAUUGCCCAUUCAGCAGGCACCUGCUUUGGACGACGACGCGCCACCACUACCGACUGGGCUCUUGGUCCCUGGUCAAAGAGAUGGAGUUGGCCGAAGCUUGUCAAGUCACGACGGCAGCCAUGUGAGCAGAAGCAGUGCUCGCAGUGGUGGACGAUUCGUGGAAAACAUGUGAUUCUCUGCAAGAGUCGCCCAGUAUAAGCUUUAUUUUGUCCUUUUCUUUCUCUUGGUUUUAGCGAGGCGUAGGGCGAUUUG